GACCGAGCACAACUACAAAUUCAUUAACCUUUUUUUUUUUCAUAUGACUUCCGUCAUUUAAUCUUUUUACUUCCUUGUUUAAGUUUAGUUCAUUUGAGAUCGCUUAGAGUAAAGUAUCUCCUUUCAUUUGACCAAAUGACCCUUCAACCUUUUCCAAUUGGCAUUGUGAUUGUGUUAUUUUGUAUCAGCAUAACACAACAAUGCCCUCCAAAAAACAUAUCCUGCAACGACGUUAAGAUGGCCCAGGGAUUCAAGUUCUUAUAUCCAUGUCCUGAGGGAGGAGAGAUUUCUGUGAUUGAUAAUAAGACUCUGAUUGCUCGCGCUGUGCUUGCAAUUCAGUCGUUUAGUUAUUUGAAUGAAGUGAUGAGCAUGGACAACCAUUCACUUGUUACAAGAGACUGCAGAGAACUGCGAGUAGAAUGCAUAUUUCGGAAUGGAAAGAACUUUGUGGAAGAAAUCUGUGUGGAUUAUAAAAUGACUGAGAAAGUGAAGAAUCCUGAUUCCGAUGAUUCACCAACACCACAGAACCUCCGCAGAGAGAAGGUUUUUUUGAUCGGUGGGAUAGUGCUUGUCUUGGGCAUCAUUGGUUGCUGUUACAUUUAUUGUAAAAAGAAGCAGUGUGGUGCACAUGCGGUUUCUGGCUUUUUCAAAUACCUUAAGACUCGCCCUUGUCUCAGAGAGGGGAUUUCCAAGGCAGAAAUGGGAGAGACAGAAGAAACUAGACACCUUGGAGGACGUGAAGUCCAAAAGGUCACAGUUGGUGAUUUGGACACAGCACAAGCCAACACUGUCAACAGGCUAAGUGAAAUAUCUGCAACUUAUCCAAGUGGAAGUGGUGAAAAUGAUAUCAAGCAAGAUGACAAACUUGGAAGUGUGCAGAGUAUUGAUCCCAAGACUCCUCAAUCCUUUAGACUGGACCGCAACUUAAGCAACGAGGGACUGCAGCCCAAUAAUAUCGGAGACAUAUGUACCCCUGACAAAACCUAUAAUCAUCAAACCAUGAACAGGUAAGCUUUUAGUGUUGGGUGGAUUGUCUGUGUUUAAUAUUAUUAUGUUGUUGUUUUUUUAUUCAGUCAACACUCUUAUUUAACAAGUAUUUUAUUUGUCUGCCUCAGGAGCUUAAGAGAUGAUCCAGGAGGAGUUGUUGAAA
This is a messenger RNA of Etheostoma cragini (Arkansas darter), 1150 nucleotides long. RefSeq lists its product as uncharacterized. The coding region runs from base 136 to 1011 and encodes 291 amino acids. The transcript has 11 exons. NCBI's taxonomy places the organism in Eukaryota, Metazoa, Chordata, Actinopteri, Perciformes, Percidae. The record is from RefSeq and is a predicted model, not a curated record.